Umbelopsis ramanniana AG is the source of this 952-nucleotide messenger RNA. RefSeq lists its product as uncharacterized. The record is from RefSeq and is a predicted model, not a curated record. Bases 76 to 858 code for a protein of 260 amino acids. Lineage: Eukaryota; Fungi; Mucoromycota; Umbelopsidomycetes; Umbelopsidales; Umbelopsidaceae. The transcript has a single exon.
UUUUUCGUGAGGUCGCCUUACCGCAGAGAUUCAGAUCGUUCCUGCAUUGAGACCCCAAUUUUUCGUCCUUUCGGCAUGUUUGGAAACUUCUCUUCAAGUCAACCAGCUGCCUCCACACCGUUGUUUGGAGGAGCUAACACUGCCUCAUCACCCUUUGGCUCAACGCAAUCCACUACUACCACCAAUGCUCCGUUGUUUGGAGCAUCCGCUUCCACAACACCAACGCCUGCAUCUAAUUCAAUGUUUGGAGCUACUCCUGCAGCAACCACCACCACAACCGCACCACUCUUUGGAAACGCGUCGACCGGCGCAGCGUCAGCAGCUACAUUUGGUAGCAGUUUGACGGUUCCAACCAACUCCCCAUUUGGUUCCACCGCGUCUGGUCUCAAUACCAGUGGCACUACUUCUUCACCCUUUGGCGCCGCUUCUAAGCCUACCACCAGCACACCGUUGUUUGGUGCAGCAAAUACCACAACACCUGCCACAUCUGGAUUUUCUUUUGGUGGCGCAGCUGCAUCAACCGCUACAACUACACCCUCCCUUUCAUCGUUCAGUGCAGCUCCCGCAGUUGAGGCGAAAUCUGCCUUGUCUGACGGCACUGUACCGCAUUACACCAUUGGUCCUCAUUCAAUUAUGCGACAGACAGCUCCUCCCCCUUCGUCGUCUGCCGGCUUUAUGCCAGCCAGCCAAAAGGAAGUCGAAACAAAAUUAUCCGCAUCCGACAUCUCGACAAAACCACAUACUCCUACGUUCCAGGAAAAGCGAACAGUAUUACCAGGAUUUUUAACUAGCGUCGGAUCAUCUCCCAAGUCAGAAAUAGUCUCUAAAGUCGGUGGUGAUGGAGUGACCAAAAGGUAAAAUUAACUGGCAUAUGCAAACAACCGGUAUGUGAUCUGAGUUUGUUCAUUCAUUUUACUUAAUCACAUAGUACUGGAGCUGCAUCAAGCUCAAC